Molecule: messenger RNA, 4878 nt
Organism: Heterocephalus glaber (naked mole-rat)
Lineage: Eukaryota; Metazoa; Chordata; Mammalia; Rodentia; Bathyergidae
Gene: Rsph10b
Product: radial spoke head 10 homolog B
Source: RefSeq, a predicted model, not a curated record
AGGGAGUGAAGGGCACACAGGUAAUGGGGAAAAAGUAAGAACCAAGAUGCAUCAUGUUCAGGUACAAGCACCUAAUGACAAAUGUUAAAGGACUUGUAUACCUAAAAUGGACCAAUCAAAGAACUUAAGAAUUAAAAAAGAAAAAAAAGCUAGAAGGUCAAAGAGGCAGGUCCUCCCCUGGAGCCUCCAGAAGAAGCCAGCCCUGUUAAACUCAGGGGAACUGUAACAUAAUAAAUGUGUGUUGCCUCAAGCCACUAAGUUUGUGGUAAUUUCUUUAAGGCAGCAAUGGAGAACUAAUGUCUGAAUUUUUCCUAUUUCAUGGAAUAGCAGAACUAUGUUAUCUCAGGCCAAGUCUGGCUCCAGGCAGCCAGCCUUUUCCUCGUGGCCUCCAGGACUAACAAGGGCAGAAUGCCACGCUCGGCCACUUCUUGCUGCUGUGGCCCCUUUAAGAACAAUAGGGGCGGGGCUUGUGGGUACUGUUGCCCUGGUGACAGGCCAGCGGUUCCUGACACUGGCUCAGUGUCACCUCUGUGCCCUCCAAGCCUGGAAGAGCCGCUGAGACCCAGUGGGUCAGUGCCCCAGGAGCCCCGCAGGGAAAAAGCCACCUGAGAACCGCGAAGAAAUAACUAGGAAGCACUGUGAGAAAGUUUGCUUUCUUUGUACUUUCGUCAAGGACUGAAAGCCUGUCCAGGUAGGAGGUGAGAGCAGCUUGGACCGAAUUACCCAGAUAAUACUCACCAAUGCUUGGAAACAAAUAGCUGUCAACCAAAAGAAUCAUUGGAUUUAUAUGUAUAAAGCAAACUAGGACUUCCAAAGACAAUGGUGAAAGAAAAGAAAAAAGACAAAAAAGGAGAAAAAUCAUCUCGCUCUCCCUCAUCUUUCUCUGAUUAUCCAGAGUUUUCCAAGCAAGAUGGUAACGUCCCUAGGCAAGAAAUAUCCCCAGUUGGCAUCCAGCCACUGGAAAUGCCACUAGAGUCCCCACAUAUUCAGGGGGAAGAAGACGCCACCCAGUACGAAGAGCCCGUUCUGACCACACUCAUAGUGGAAAGGUAUGAAGGGGAGAAAGUCUGUGGCCUCUACGAGGGAGAAGGCUUUGCAGUCUUCCAAGGUGGUUGUACCUAUCAUGGUCUGUUCUCAGAAGGUCUCAUGCAUGGACAAGGGACAUACAUUUGGGCCGACGGAUUGAAAUAUGAGGGGGACUUUGUGAAGAACAUCCCUAUGAACCGAGGCAUGUACACAUGGCUGGACGGCAGCAGGUACGAAGGCGAAGUGGUAAACGGCCUGAGGCACGGAUUUGGGGUCUUCAGGUGCAGCACUCAGCCUGUGUCCUACAUUGGCCACUGGUGCUACGGCAAGAGACACGGGAAGGGCUCCAUUUAUUAUAAUCAAGAGGGCACUUCCUGGUACAAAGGUGACUGGGUCCACAACAUCAGAAAGGGCUGGGGCACAAGGUGUUACAAAUCUGGAAACAUAUACGAAGGCCAGUGGGAAGACAACAUGCGCCACGGCAAGGGCAAGAUGAGGUGGCUGACGACCAAGGAGGAAUACGACGGCCACUGGAACAGGGGCAUCCAGGUGCUGGGGUUCAGGGGUGCGCGACCAGGCCUGGCUGGUUUGCUUUCUUUUCAGAAUGGUUUUGGAACACACAAAUGGUUUAUAAAGAGAACCCCCAACUCCCAGUAUCCUUUGAGGAAUGAAUACAUAGGAGAGUUCGUGAACAGAUGUCGCCACGGACACGGGAAGUUUUACUACGCCAGCGGAGCCACAUAUGAGGGUGAAUGGGCCUGUAAUAAGAAACACGGCAUGGGCCGGUUAACUUUCAAGAACGGGCAUGUGUAUGAAGGGCUGUUCUCCAAUGACCACAUAGCUCAGUUUAUGGACCCUGAUGAUGAAAUCCAGAGUUACCUGGACCUGCAUGCCAAAGGGGUCCGCACGAGCAAGCAGUGCCGAUCUCCUGUCAGUGCUGAAAAGAUCAAAGAGCUCAAGGGCACUGAGAGUCCCUCUGCCUUAGGCCUGAGCAUGGAGCUGGACCUCAGCCUGGUGGUGAACAUGUACCCUAAGAAAGAGCGAGCAGAAGAAAAGAAGCAGGUAGAAUAUGCUCUCUUAAGAAGCAUUACAGAACUAAGAAGAAUUUAUAGCUUCUACAGCAGCCUUGGAUGUGACCACUCUCUGGACAAUACCUUCCUUAUGACAAAGCUUCAGUUCUGGAGAUUUCUGAAAGACUGCAAAUUUCAUCACCACAAUAUAACUCUUGCUGAUAUGGACAGGAUGUUAAGUGCCAGUAAUGACAUACCAGUUGAAGAAAUUCAUUCUCCAUUUAGAACAAUUCUUCUGAGAACAUUCCUGAGUUAUCUCCUGCAGUUGGCUUACCACAUUCAUCAUGAAGAAUAUCAAAAUCGAAGCCCAUCACUCUUUCUGUGUUUUACAAAACUGAUGACUGAAAACAUUCGUCCAAACGCCUUCCAGGUAAAAGGCAAUUUAUUCAGUGACGGGGAGGAGACGCUCUAUAUGAUGAAUUAUAUUGAUAAGUGCUGGGAGAUUUACACAGCUUACUGCAGACCGAGCCCAGCUCCUCCUGGUGAGCUUACAAUGAAGACGAGACACUUCCUGUGGAUGCUGAAAGACUUUAAAAUGAUAAAUAAAGAAUUAACUGCAACCAAAUUUGUGGCAGUAAUAGCAGAGGAUAAUCCUUUCAUACAUGAUGGAAUUGACAGCAACUUUGAACUUGAGCUGGUUUUUCUGGAAUUCUUUGAAGCUCUCGUAUCCUUCUCACUCACCUUUGUUCCUGACCAACAAAGAAAAUUCUCUUUAAAUGUCCCAUAUGAUGACUUGUCUGGAAACAGAUAUGGAAGCAUUCAUACACUGGGCGUCCACAGCAGGAGUCCAAAUGCAGUCAGAAGCCAGGAGUCAGACAUCAUUCACUUCAGCCGCACCAAGUCUUCUUCGAGCAAGUUAGGAAUCUCGUCUGAUUGCAAAACACAGAAAUCUGAGCCCCAGAUCAAGAAGUCUCUCUGUGAUGACAGAAGUUCCAAAAUGAACUUUAAGCCUGCAGGGAAAGGCCUGGCUUUUUUAUCUGAAAAUGAGCAGCGUGAACAGUCCGAGGAGGACCAGAGGGAAGAGCUCCCCACGCGGCAGAGUCCCGUGCACGCCUUCUUUGUGAACACCCUCUUCCACGCCCACGGACGCCGGCAGAUGCUCCAGCAGAAGGUGAAGGAGCAGCGCUUGAAGGAGGUGGCGCUGGCUCAGCAGAGGAAGGCAGAGAAUGAAGAACUGGACGCAAGGCUGAGUAUCUUAAGGGAGGAAGAGACCAAGAGACAAGAUGUCGAAAUCGACAUCACGGUCAUCAAGGAGCCCAUGGGCUUCCCGUCCUCCUUACCACCCCUCACAGCAAGCCCCCCCAAAGAGGACGCAGCGGUGUCGCAGGCCACCAAGUCCACCCCAAGCAAGAAGAAGAAGUAAAGGUGCUUGAUGUUGCAGGCUGGCCACAAGGAUCGGCAAACAGAGAAGCUCAGACCCAUGAGCGCCAUGACACUGGACUCAUGAGAAAACUGAAUUUUACCUCUGCUCUCAUGGUCCGAAACACUCCUGCCUUGGUCUGCUGCAUCCAGGUGUCUCACACAGCCGACUGCCGCCGAGGCCUGCAUUUUGAAAAAUCGGGCAAACACACACACACACGCACACACACACACACACGCACACUAAUGAAUGUGGAUUAAAUAUGUUUAUAAAGUCAAAGUCCAGUAGUGAUGAAGUUUAAAAUUUGAUAGAACAGAGCAGAGGCAGUGGGGCUAGGAGAAAGGUUUUGGAGUAUCUCUUCAGCUGCCUCUGUCUUCUGUGUCCUGUUUAGGCCCUGUGUCCCUCACACGCCACCGCACGCGGCCUCCCCUGGUCCUUUUCCACAGAUACCCACUGCACUCUUUGUCCCAUUUGAAAAACAGAACACAGCAGCAAGAAGAAAAGGAGCAGGUGGUCAGUGGGUGGCUCAAAGAACGCUUUUAGUCUCUGCCAGAAAAUUUUAUAGUUAAAAUUUAAAGUUCAAGGGUAACCACCAAAAAAACCCCAACAUAAUAAUCAAAAACUUCCACACUAGCAGUAGAAAUAUAUUUUAAAACAGACCAAGCCCAGUGUGAGUUGAAACUCAAAAUCACAGCCUUUGACUGGUGUGGUAGUGCACACCUGCAAUCCCAGCACCUUGGGAGGCUGAGGGAGGAGGAUUGCAAGUUCAAGCCCAGCCUGGGCAACUCAGCAACUUAGCAAAACCCUGUCUUAAAAAAUUAAAAAAGCGCUGGGGAUGUAGCUCCAUGUGAAGCCUCUGGGUUCAAUCCCCAGUACCACAAAACCAACCAACUAAACUCUGUAAUCAUAAGGAAUAGAGGAAAUCAUAAUGGAAACUCAGGAUCAUCUAGGAGCAAUGAAAAUUCUACAAACUGAUGAAGUUGUUCCUCUUCCCUGACAUAAGGCCCACAGAGAUUAGAUGAAAGGGUCUGGAGAGUCACUUUUUCACCCACACCAAAAAUUAAGUAAAAUGCAACCAGAAUUUAUCUCCCCAGUGAGGAGACAUUCGGCACUGUGGCUCCUCAGGAGUCCCUGGAACAAUGAGGAAACUUGUUUCGACAUUGGGUAAUCUGAGUUCUCUGUCAUAGAUGUGGUCUGUAAGUCCCACGUAGCAUUGAAGACAAAGUCUAGCAAUUAUUGGAGCAAGUGCCUGGCUCUUGUGGUCUCAGGGGUGAGGAAGGGACCCCAGCUCUAGCAGAAUGCUGACUGAGGUUUUAAAAUCCCCAGGGCACGAGCCAGGGAGCCAGCGGCCAGUGUAACUACAAACCAGUAACACAAGAGACUCAGUGCAAAAAUCAAAAUUUUAAAAACUUUUUAAGAAUU